AUGUCUACAUACUAUCAGCGUCUGAGACAUUCACGGCGAGAGCAGAUCAGUGACACUCCAUCAGAUCUUGAAACCCCGGAGCUAUCUGUUCUUCCCCAACACUCCAUUCUCAUAUUCCCAUCGCCUCCUUCCGACCCAAGCACUCCCUCCCUCACGCACCUGCGCCACGGAUCAGCCACGCCAUCUAUCCCAGCUUCCCUUAUCUCUUCCGUCGAGGCCCGCUCACCUCCAACUGGCAGCACACCAACUGACUCAUGGGAUGACCUAGGCUCAGACGCUCAGCGGCUGCGCGCCUCCGAGCCUCUCACUCGCGACAGACUGGCCCAGCUCCAGUCAGGCUUUGAAUGGAGUGAAAAUGGCCUGGUCGAGCACUGGGAAUGGAGUGGUGGCAUGUCAUCGUCCAGUUCCAGCCCUUCAUCUCUCCUACAAGGCAGGCGUCCGUUAUCUCGACCUCCCCCAAGCGCGCUAGCCACAGACUAUCAUAGUGCUUCGUCUGAGUUUCACUUCUCGACGACAUCCUCCUCUCGCCUUGAUGAUGAGUCCGAUUUUGGCUCGCUGUUUAUGGUCGCAUUGCGCACGCGUGACGAUCCGAACCUUCUGCCCGAUCCCUUUGCAUCCACUAAUUCCUGCAUAAUUCGCCACCCAAAGACAUUUCGGCUCCCUUUUGAGUCCUGGUUACGAUAUAUCUUUGAUUUGGACCCGACGACCCUCGAUCUGCUCAAACAAUCCAGUAGACCUCACCUGAAUAAUCUGUAUCAUGGUGACCACCCAGAGCAGGACCCGUCUUGUAUCUUAUUCACCGCCCCUACUAUCGGUGAAAAGGCGACGGAUGCGGAUCAAGACGUACAGCCCCCGCGUGAUGUAUUCUCCGAUGGACCCCACAUUGCCAUCCGCACCCUGCGCAAAGGUUUAGAGGGCCUAUCGGACCAAAGCAUUUCUGCCCAACAAUUAUUUUCGACCGCGAUUCGAGUACCUUAUAUUAUAUUGCAGGCCGUGCUAAGAUGA
This is a messenger RNA of Cantharellus anzutake, 1005 nucleotides long. RefSeq lists its product as uncharacterized. The record is from RefSeq and is a predicted model, not a curated record. NCBI's taxonomy places the organism in Eukaryota, Fungi, Basidiomycota, Agaricomycetes, Cantharellales, Hydnaceae. The transcript has a single exon. Bases 1 to 1005 code for a protein of 334 amino acids.